AUGGGGACAGAGCUAAUGAGAGUCUGUAUGAAAGAAGAGAGUGAUGAGUUACCAUCUGUUCCUCCUGGCUUUGAAUCAUAUGCUACUCUCACUUUGAAAAGAGUUGUUCCUGGUGCUGGUGCUGCUGAUAAAACCAAGACUGUGAUGGAAAGUGUUUCUUAUGUAACCGAUCAAGUUAACAAGAUGGAGACUGAAUCCGAUGAACUCAAAGCUGCUCGGUCUCUACGGCGUAGACCUUGGAUUAAUUAUGCCGGAUGUGAUGAUGAUGAUGCUGCUCCAAACAAUGACAAUGCCUUUUCUCAUAAUAAUCUUGAUCAAAAGCCUUCUCUACCAAAGGGUGUGACCAGGGGAUGUACAGAAUGUAAUGACUGCCAGAAGGUAACUGCGAGAUGGCAUCCAACAGAAGCUCGUAGACCUGACCUUGAAGAUGCCCCUAUAUUCUACCCAACCGAAGAGGAGUUUGAAGAUACUCUGAGUUAUAUAGCUAAAAUAAGACCAAAGGCUGAACAGUAUGGAAUCUGUCGCAUUGUUCCUCCUCCUUCCUGGAAACCCCCUUGCCCUCUGAAAGAAAAGCAAGUUUGGGAAGGUUCUAAAUUUACCACACGUGUUCAAAGAGUGGAUAAACUUCAGAACCGAAGUUCAAUGAAGAAGAUUUCAAAGAUUUCUAAUCAAAUGAGAAGGAAGAAAAGAAAGUGCAUGAAAAUGGGAGUGGAUACUGUCACUAAUGGGAGCGAUCCCGGUUCUGCAAGCACAGAAAUGAGUCAACUUGAGACGUUUGGCUUUGAACCUGGUCCAGGGUUCACUCUAAAUGACUUCAAAAAGUAUGCUGAUGAGUUCAAGGCUCAGUACUUUAAAAAGAGUGAACCUUCUUCUGACAAUGUAUGUAAAGUUGGUAACUGUUGGGAGCCAGCAGUUGAGGAUGUUGAAGGUGAAUAUUGGCGUAUAGUAGAUAAAGCAACUGAAGAGAUAGAGGUGCUAUAUGGUGCCGACCUCGAAACUGGGGUAUUUGGUAGCGGAUUCCCCAAGAUAUCAUCUAGUCAGGAGGCUUCUUCUUCAGACGAAAAAUAUGCAAAAUCGGGAUGGAACCUAAAUAAUUUUUCAAGGCUUCCAGGGUCCCUGCUUAAGCAUGAAGGCAGUGAUAUUUCUGGUGUCCUUGUACCGUGGCUGUAUAUUGGGAUGUGCUUUUCUUCUUUCUGCUGGCAUGUUGAAGAUCACCACUUGUAUUCGUUAAAUUAUAUGCACUGGGGUGAACCAAAACUGUGGUAUGGUGUUGCGGGUAAGGACGCUACUAAACUCGAGGAGGCGAUGAGAAAGCAUUUGCCUGACCUUUUCGAAGAACAGCCUGAUCUGCUUCAUAAGCUAGUAACACAACUCUCCCCGUCAAAACUGAAAACAGCAGGAGUACCUGUGCACCGCUGCGUCCAGCAUGCUGGAGAGUUUGUCUUGACUUUUCCUCGGGCAUAUCACGCUGGAUUUAAUUGUGGUUUCAACUGUGCCGAAGCCGUGAAUGUAGCACCAGUUGAUUGGUUGCCUCAUGGGCAGAAUGCCAUUGAGUUAUACUGUCAACAGGGUAGAAAAACUUCCAUCUCACAUGAUAAAUUGUUGCUUGGGGCAGCAAGAGAAGUAGUCAAAGCCGACUGGGAGCUGAACUUACUAAAGAAAAAUACUGUAGAUAACUUGAGGUGGAAACAAUUCAGCGGAAAGGAUGGAGUUUUGGCAAAAACACUCAAGGCACGCAUUGACAUAGAACGUACAAGAAGAGAAUUUCUGUGUAGCUCUUCACUUGCACUGAAGAUGCAUAGUAAUUUCGAUGCUACCAACGAGAGAGAGUGUUGCAUAUGCUUCUUUGACUUGCACCUUUCCGCUGCUGGUUGCCGUUGUUCCCCAGAGAAGUAUACAUGUUUGACUCAUGUGAAGCAGUUGUGUUCGUGUCCGUGGGUUAGUAAAUAUUUUCUAUUUCGCUAUGAUAUCGAUGAACUGAGUGUUCUUGUUGAGGCUGUGGAAGGAAAACUUAGUGCUGUAUAUAGAUGGGCGCGUCAAGAUUUAGGAUUGGCUUUAAGUGCACACAUCUCAAGAAAAAAGAUGGAGAUGGAUGAAGAAGUUAAAGUGCACAAGGACCUGAGUCAACAAGCAGAUGCACUUUUAGGAAAAGAUUUACAGCUGAAAGAAACAACGGGACAAGAUCUAAGUGAAGGGUUAGAAAAGACGAGUAAUUUAUCAGAUGUUAAUUUACUUCUGAAAGACAAGGAGCAAUUAUCACCAAGCAACUGUAUGAAGCCUGUCAAAGAAGAAACUGUUUAUGAGUCUUCUGUUCCAAAAUCUUCUGAAGAAGGCUUACUCUCUGUGGCAGCUUCUAAGUCUACAAGUGGUAAAAAGAAUUCACGAGGUUCAGUUUCUUCUGGCAAGCAUUUAAAAAUACGUGAGAGACCAACCCUCGUUUUAGCUUUAGAAGCACCUGGUAAAUUUGCUGCUCCAAAUAUCGAAAAGCAAGUAAAUUCUUUGCCUGAUACACGAAAGACUAUAUCAUUGCCUACUAAUGACCAAAGAGCAGUGGGAGGGGAUGUACCGAGUAGUUCUGUAUCGCAUGUUGAAGUUAAUGUGUCUGCUCAUGAAAUAUGUAGUAGAAUGGACACCAGCAACCAGGAUGGUGAAAAACCUAGUAGCAGUAAAUCCAAAAUCUCUGGAGGAUUGGCUAUAUUAGAUGUGGUUGAUGGGACAAGAAGUAAAUCAAGUACACCAUCUUGUUCGCAAAAUAAUGGGACAAGAAGUAACUCAGGUACACCAUCUUGUUCGCAAAACAAUAGUCCGGAUAGGAUCAUCCGCCAAAAGGGUCCCCGUAUAGCAAAAGUUGUGAGGAGAGUCAAAUGCAAAGUAGAGCCUUUAAGCUAUGGAUGUGUGCUUUCUGGAAAAUCAUGGUGCAACCGCCAAGCAAUUUUUCCCAAAGGAUUUCGUAGCCGGGUUAAGUACAUAAAUAUUUUGGAUCCAACAAACAUGAGCUUCUACAUUUCAGAAAUUCUGGAUGCUGGACGGAAUAGUCCGUUGUUCAUGGUUUACUUGGAGGGUAAUCCGAGUGAGGUGUUUGCUCACUUGUCGCCUACAAGAUGCUGGGAGAUGGUGAGAGAUAGAGUAAAUCAAGAGAUAAGUAAGCAACACAAAGCUGGUAAAUUAGAUCUUCCUCCUCUGCAGCCCUCUGGAAGUCCUGACGGUUUUGAAAUGUUUGGAUAUACGUCACCAGCAAUCAUACAGGCUAUCGAAGCAUUAGAUGUGAAUCGAGUAUGCACAGAGUAUUGGGAUUCAAGGCCAUAUUCGAGGCCACAAGUUCAGUUCCCUGCAAAUCCUCUUCCCAGAGAAGCCAACACAAGCAUCCUAUUGCCAGCUGGAAAAAACUCUACUCUCAAAGCUCUGCUGAAGAAAGCUAACAUGGAGGAACUAAGCUCACUUCAACAAGUUUUAAGUGAGUCUAACAUAGAUUUGGUGACCGAACUUGUGAAGGAAGAGAUCCAGAAUCGUCACUGA
This is a messenger RNA of Eruca vesicaria subsp. sativa (arugula), 3516 nucleotides long. NCBI's taxonomy places the organism in Eukaryota, Viridiplantae, Streptophyta, Magnoliopsida, Brassicales, Brassicaceae. The record is from the annotation of a GenBank genome assembly.